Messenger RNA from Labrus mixtus (cuckoo wrasse), 1107 nucleotides. Its product is annotated as lymphocyte antigen 75-like. The transcript has 3 exons. Bases 144 to 1091 code for a protein of 315 amino acids. The record is from RefSeq and is a predicted model, not a curated record. Lineage: Eukaryota; Metazoa; Chordata; Actinopteri; Labriformes; Labridae.
AAUUACAUGUUUAAACCUAUUGAAAUUUUAUCUUACAUUUUUCAUAUUUAUAUUGACAAAAAUUAUAUCGCGAUAAUUAUCGUUAUCGUUUUGUCGCGCAGGCCUAGGUGCAGCAAAGCACCUGUUUAUUUACUCUUUACUGUAUGUGUGUUCUCCUCACAGGCUGGAACAUCUCCUCAUGCCUUCCCUCUCAGUACCACUAUGUAGCUGAGCCUAUGACUUGGACUGAAGCUCAGACCUACUGCAGAGAGACGUACACAGACCUUGCCACUGUUGAAAACAUUGAAGAAAUGGAUCAACUUCUCCCCACAGUUCCAUCUCUGCUUGAUAAACAUUUUGUCUGGAUCGGCCUGUACAGUAAAAUCGAGUGGAAAUGGUCAGACGGCUACACAGAGAGUGGGGCUGAUUAUAGGAACUGGCACCCUGCAGAACCCAACUUUGUCGGAGGUCAAUUCUGUGUUCUAAUGCUCAAUAGUGGAACAUUGUUCGAUUACUUCUGCUCUGACAGACGUACUUUUAUGUGUUACACAGGGACACAACAGGAUCCUGAGUUUGUCUUUGUCAAUGAAAGCAUGUCUUGGUCCGAUGCUCAGAAGCACUGCAGGGAGAACUUCAUAGACCUGGCCACUGUGAGGAACUUCAAUGACACCAAGAAGAUCCUGAGCAGGGUGCAAAAAGGAGACUUGGUAUGGAUUGGUUUAUACAGAGAUCCUGACAUUAACUGGUCUAAUGGGAGUCCCUCCACAUACACAUACUGGAAAGGCAUUCGAACUCCAUUAGGCUCCAUGAGCGUGGUUUGUGGAGCUGCGGAGAUGCCAACAUCAGGAAAAUGGAUUUUGUCUGACUGCGAAACUAAACUCCCGUUCGUUUGCUACAGCCCUCCAUCAACACAGCAGGUGAUAAAGCUCAGGAUGAAGCCAGAGGACUCCACUGUGGAUCUGAAUGACCCUGCUGUGAAAGCAGACAUACUGAAAAAGGUGAGUCUCCAAACUUUUUUUAGUAAACUUGAAUUGCUUGACCAAGUGAGUGAUGGGGGAAUUUCUGUCUUCAUUUGUGUGUUUGUUUGUUUGACUGUGUUUCUAUCCUGUUAGCCUGCCAGGUGAAACU